Anoplopoma fimbria (sablefish) is the source of this 4968-nucleotide messenger RNA. RefSeq names its product terminal nucleotidyltransferase 5C (gene tent5c). Gene Ontology annotation, molecular function: poly(A) RNA polymerase activity; RNA binding. NCBI's taxonomy places the organism in Eukaryota, Metazoa, Chordata, Actinopteri, Perciformes, Anoplopomatidae. The coding region runs from base 135 to 1286 and encodes 383 amino acids. Gene Ontology annotation, biological process: mRNA stabilization. The transcript has 2 exons. The record is from RefSeq and is a predicted model, not a curated record.
UCUCGGCUCUCGCUGCUACACGUGCUCGGUCUCUCAGCCGGAGGACUAUGAGGAGGCGUCUGCACGACCAUCUCCCUGACAACCGACAACCGGCUUUUUUUUGUGUGGAAAUUUGAUCUGAACUUUGUGAGAAGAUGGAUAACAAGGAGGAACCAAAGAGCUGCUCCGUCAGCGUCCUCACCUGGGAGCAGGUGAGCCGGCUGAACGAAGUCCUCACGGAGGUCGUGCCCGUUCACGGACGGGGCAACUUCCCCACCUUGGAGGUGCGUCUGAAGGACAUCGUGGCCCGGGUGCGCUCCCGCCUGGAGCUCAGCGGCAUCAAGGUGAAGGACGUUCGGCUCAACGGCUCCACGGCGAGCCACGUUCUGGUGCAGGACGUGGCCUGGAGCUACAAGGACCUGGACGUCAUCUUCAGGGUCGACCUGCCGCACGAGGCGGAGUUCAGGCUCAUUAAAGACGUGGUGCUGGGCACGCUGCUGGACUUCCUGCCCGAGGGUGUGAAUAAGGAGAAAAUCACACCCAUGACCUUGAAGGAGGCGUACGUGCAGAAGCUGGUGAAGGUCAACACGGAGCAGGACCGCUGGAGCCUCAUCUCGCUCUCCAACAACAACGGACGCAACGUGGAGCUGAAGUUCGCGGACUCGAUACGCCGGCAGUUUGAGUUCAGCGUGGACUCCUUUCAGAUCGUGCUGGACUCCAUGCUCUCCUACUACGAGCUGGCCCAGACGCCAAUGUCGCCGGCGUUCCACCCGACCGUGAGCGGGGAGAGCGUGUACGGCGACUUCGAGGCGGCGUUGGGCCACCUGAGCAACAAGCUCAUCGCCACCAAGCGGCCCGAGGAGAUCCGCGGCGGCGGCCUGCUCAAGUACUGCAACCUGCUGGUGCGGGACUUUCGGCCCGCCAGCGAGGAGGAGUUCAAGGCCCUGGAGCGGUACAUGUGCUCCCGCUUCUUCAUCGACUUCCCCGACAUCGGCGAGCAGCAGCGCAAGGUGGAGGCGUACCUGCAGAGCCACUUCGUCGGCGAGGAGAAGAGCAAGUACGACUACCUCAUGAUCCUGCGGCGGGUGGUGAACGAGAGCACGGUGUGCCUCAUGGGCCACGAGCGGCGGCAGACCCUCCACCUCAUCUCGCUGAUGGCCUUCAGGGUGCUGGCGGAGCAGAACGCCAUUCCCGACGCGUCCUGCGUCACCUGCUACUAUCAGCCGGCGCCGUACGUUCGAGACCACAACUUCAGCAACUACUACGUGGCCAACCAGAACAUUCCAACAUGGCUGCCAUGUAACUGACGCGAAUGAAACGAACACACAGGUGGAAAGUGCUGCUGCUGCUUUUGAGAAAAGGAAUAAAAAAAAAUACGUACCCUCCCCGCCAAAAAAAUAUAUAUUAUUGAGGCAAUAAAUACUUUGUUCCUCUCAAGGCACAAUUAUAUUCAAGUGGACAAGUGUUUUGCUUUGUUUUCGGAGCCCUUUCUCAUUCCUCGUCUACAGUCGUCUAGGUCAUUGAAUAGAAAGAGAUAUUUUUAAGUGUUUAGAUUUCUUUUCUCAUCAUGUUUGAUUGUUUAACAGAGUUUUGUGCCUUAACCUCCAAGUGUUACCUCCCCCCAAAAAAUGAUUUAAGUAUGGGCUACAAAAAAAAAAAGAAGGGAAGAACAUGUUAUAGCCUUAAAUUUAGUUUCCCCCCUCCCUGUGAUUUAGAAAAGAUAAAAAAUGUGAAAAGGCGGAAAAAAGUGUAAAACGUUGAAAAAAUUGUAUUAUUGGGGAAAGGGUAAUGUAAAAGGUGCAAAAAGAAAAAAAACGCAAAAAAGAAGCAGAGCACCAGUGUUAAAAUGUCGAUCACUUUGGAGGGACACUAACGUUUUUCGCAUCAGAAACUAACAAGAUUCAAUUUGUUUUAAUUAAUUUUGACAUGUGACAAACACAUUUGUGGUCUCUCCCUGAAUAUGCCGGCAGUGCCUGUGAUUUGUAAACAAUGCAAGAAGAAAAAUGUUUAUUUUUCUGAAUGUCUGUGUAGGACGAGUUUCUCCUCCUCCGCCUCCGUUAUCCAGUUUACUCAGCUCUGUACUUUCCUCUCGAGACGGGCUUUGAGCGGAAAUCUGUAGCGGCACAGUUUAGUCUCGGGGCUCCGGUGUGUCGGAGGAGUUUAUGUUCCACUGUGUUGUGUUUUUUUAAAGUCUCCAUAGCCGACUACCUGUUGAGAGCGUGCCAGGCCGGCCUCGAUCAUCUAGGAGUCCUGGAGGCGACUUCCCUUUAAAAGGAAGCAGCACAUGGCCGACCGAAAUGGGAUUCCUCCUCUGACGCAGCUCAAACUACAGGCCGUCUAUAAUUAUCCUCUUUUUUUUCUUUCCCCCUGGGGUGGAAGUAUCUUUGGGAACAGUAGUGAUGGGUCGGUCGUACCACCUUACAUGUGUGGGGUGAUGAGUCACUUCCUGUCCCGUCCUAUCCUGAGAACCACACAGCUUUCAAACCCCUUUUGUGGGCAUCUUAACACACACACACACACACACACACACACCAGGGGAGUGCAACUGGUAUGUCCAGAGGAACGCCAGUCGGAUGCCACUCCUGUUUGGGAGUUUGGUGUAACCUGGAAGCUACAGCUGACUCCCCCUUCCCCCCCCUCUUCUACAAACCUAUGAAUUACUAUUUCCAGCCCGGCUUAUUAUUAGCUGUUCCUUUUUGAACACUUGCAGCGUGGCGUUGCGAGCAAGAUGGCUGGCAUUGAGACUAGAGAAGUUGCGAUUUAACUUGUUAUGUAAGCGACAACUGCUGCGUCUUUACCCCCCCCUCCCCCCUUCCCUCCCCCCUGAGAGGAGCCCUCCCUUGCUGCAGCUUGUGUUUUAAACCAGAUAACUGGGAGCGUCUUAUCUGGUUGCCCCACAUAGAAAAACUUAUUGUGGGGUCAGUUUGGCCUCCUUUUGCAGGUCGCAUACCCCCCCCCACACCGGGGUCAGGGCGUGCUCUGCUGGCGUAGCAGCUGAAUUCUGGUGUUUUGUUGUUUUUGCUUUAAGCAACUCGUGAGGUGCAACACUUGACCAAAGACACACAAACCAGCAACUGAAGCACUCAAGUGCCUUUUUUUUGGAGAGCUUUUUUAAAGCGUUUUUUAAAUGGUGAUCAGGAGGGAAAAGUUCUUUUUUCUUUUCAUUCAUUUACACCUUGUGAAACUCUCAUAAUACAACAUUUAAGUUAAUUAGAUAAUGCAUAUAUUUCUGGUUUGAGUUUUUGUUAUUUUAUGUUAUUUUAGUUUUUCAUCUGUCUAGUCAUUCCUGUCGGUCUUUUCCACAAACACUUCGUUUUCCUCCCUUGUUGACCAGUCGAUCCUGGAUGCCUUUUUCAAAUCCCAACUAUUGAUCCAUUCAGAUUUUCUCAACAGACAUUUUUUUUAUUUAACGCACUGCUCAGUAUUUGUACCUCCAACCUGGCGUCAUUUGUUUUCACCGACACUUUGUCCCCAUCCACGCCAAAGCAAUACCUAGUGGUGCACUGACGGGGGGGGUAGGGGGUCACCCAGCUGAGACCCCCAGACUAACAGAAGCACUUUAAAAGAGGCCUUGUUUUACUCCAAAACCCAGCCGCCUUGUGAGGGAAUGUAAAUAAGCUAAUGUGGAUGGAUUUGCUGGAGCGGCGUUGAGCUGGUUCUCAGGGACAUGAUGUGUUUUUUGAGGGCUUUGUUUUGCCCCCAAUACCCCCCCAUCCUCCCCCCUUUAUUUACUCUCCAUGUGUUAAUUAAUCUCCUCUUCUUACCCAAACUGCAGGAUCUUAUUGGAGCAGAUCAGCAGACUUCAGCUCUGAUUUGGAGUUUCAUCAUGUGCGUCCAUUUCGCUCUAAAAAACUUAUCAUCGCUCAGUGUUUUGUGAUCUUGUUUGAAAGGGAAGGACAAAAAAAACAACAGAUUUUUAAGGGAACAGCAGCACAUAAUCUCAAAUCAUUCCCCAGUUUGUCCUCCUCCCCUCUCUGAGUGAUGAUGAUUUAGAGCUUGGAGCCACAUUUGAACAGUUUGAAGUCUGCUGAUCGAGGUGGGACUCGACCCUUUCUUUGGGGCUUUUCGUUUUGUUUUGUUUUGUUGACAUCGCUCACGAAGAUUUCGAGCGAGGUCAAAGAAGAAUGCAACAAACAAACUUGCAUUUUUCUAGAUGGUGAACGCAGCCUGGAAUGUAAAAUCCUCAAUGUGUUUACGGUUGUUGAAAAUGUGUGCCUGUUAAACAAAAGCUUUAACUUCACCCCUCUAGAUGAGAGCGGGGGCGCUAAAUCAUCCUUCAUCGGCGGGGUCGAUGUACAAUGUGCAAACUUUUUUGUGAAGGAAGAAGAAAAAGAAAUAGGAUGAAGUGUAUUUUGCCUUUUUUUUUUUUUGCCCCCACUUUUCUUUAUUUUUCUGCUGUAAACUUCGUAUCGAUCCCGUCGCUUCUCUCGCCCUCCUCGCCUCUGAUCGUCCCACUUUGUUUGGGCCUUUGUUUAUCAGUACAGCGUGUUUUAUUUUUAUUUAUGACACCUGUAGAUGUAUUAUUUUGCUGGCGGGGAGAGAAAGCCGUGGGUUAGAUAUCUAGUGGUGAUGCUUGUCUCGUCAUAGGAACGUGAUGGAGGCGCUCCGACGGCUUCCUAUCUUUGGAGAUGAUUUCUUUUUUUGCAGCAGAUUUUGUGUUUACGUUAAUGCGUGGAAGUGUGUGUGCUUGUUUGCAUGUGUGUAUGAAGGGAUGCCUGUUGCUAUAAAAAAAAAAGUUGGGGGGGGAAAAAAUAUGAAAUUUGUCGCACUAUAUAUAUAUUUUUUUGAAAUAGUUGAUGCAAAAAGAGCUUUUUUGUCAGCUUCGUGAUUGUGACUACGAGUUUUUGAUGGUUACAACCAUUAUACUAUUUCAUUUUUCAGGACUUUUACCUCACUUGAGUUUUUCCUUUUGAAUGGAAAUGUACAUGUACAUCAGGAAAAUGUGUUUGAAGAGGGGAAAAAAAAUGAAUAAAGAGUAUUAAAUGCAAA